Messenger RNA from Microtus oregoni (creeping vole), 799 nucleotides. RefSeq names its product RIIa domain-containing protein 1-like. Lineage: Eukaryota; Metazoa; Chordata; Mammalia; Rodentia; Cricetidae. The transcript is spliced from 5 exons. The record is from RefSeq and is a predicted model, not a curated record. The coding region runs from base 1 to 282 and encodes 93 amino acids.
AUGGAGACGUUUCAACAACGCUUCUUUGGGGAGCCGGAGCCGGUAUCACUGAGCCCAGAGCAAUUAGAGCAGUUGCGAGAUUUCAAGAUCCAGACUCGCAUCGCAAAUGAAAAGUACUUGAGGACCCACAAAGAGGUGUCGCUGCUCAUUAGCGGCUUCUUCAGAGAAAUGUUUCUGAAAAGACCAGACAACAUCCUUGAAUUUGCUGCGCACUAUUUCACAGAUCCAAGACUUCCCCACAAGAUUCACAUGCAGCUAAUUAAAGACAAGAAAGGAGUCUAAUUAGCAAAGCCACAACGCUCAGCUGCUGGGAGAAGCCAGAAGGAAUCCAGCCUCGGGGUCAUCUGGAGGCCUGGGAGCCCUGUUGCCAUCAGUCUGGGUCUCCAAGUUGUGUGGGCCUCUUCCUCCCACAGAGGUUUUCAGAGAUGCUCAUUAAAUCCAGACCCGCCCGCUCUCUCUCUUACCUUCAUUUGGCCAGAGGAGGAGGAGGAAGAGGAGGAGGGCGCCAUGGAGAGGAGGGUGCAGUGUGUGGGGCCUGCUGUUCUUGCCUUUCUCCUUUUCUCCCUGAGGUGGCCUGGGGUUGGGAGUGGCAGGAACUGUUCGCUCCAGCCAGAAGGACAGACGGUGAGAACUCAAGAGGGGCCAUGAAUAUUGUAAAACAUACACCUGACAGGCCUCUGGGGAGGGGGAGGACUUUGUUCUUGGGAGCUCUAGGAGCAAGCUGGUCAUCUAUUUGAUAUCUGGAUAAGAGACAGCAAGACAGCUCAGGUGGUGGCAUGAAGCCCUUUGCACAGUUAGC